Molecule: messenger RNA, 2354 nt
Organism: Misgurnus anguillicaudatus (oriental weatherfish)
Lineage: Eukaryota; Metazoa; Chordata; Actinopteri; Cypriniformes; Cobitidae
Source: RefSeq, a predicted model, not a curated record
UUUAUGCUCCACACAGUUGGCGGCGGUAAUGUGUACGUUUUGUUUUUGCGAUCCAUCAGAAAACAAAGAAGAAACCGCGUUCACAUGUCAGCGUGCAGUUGAAAUGAAGGGGUACGUUUGCUGUACAGAUUUUAGUUUUUUAUAAAAGCAUUAUAAGUUCUGAAGAAGACCAUUUCAUAAUGGCGCUUGUACGCUGUUUUUAGUCUUGAUGUACUUAAAAAAAGGGGGAAAGUGUAUCCAAAUACAUUUCUGUAGUUUUUUUAGUAGCACACAAAAUCUUUUCUGCAUUCCAUUUCUACAACUUGCUCUCUAGAUUAUGGAUUCUGAAGACCAUAAGGUUCACUUAUCAGUGAAAGAUGUGCAGGACACUCUUGAGGCAUACCAGUGCCUCAAGUGCACAAAAUUUCACUGUCCGCUUUGUCCUAAGGACAAUAUAAAAUUUGAUGAGAACUUCCAGGCAACCGGCCACCUUCAGUCCCAUUUAUCUUGGGUGGUAGUACAUGGGUGUUUCAAAAUCUAUAAAUGCCACCUCUUGUGUCGCAAAACAACUCACUACCACUGUUGUUACUGUGACAAAACAGUAAUACGUCGGACUGACUUUAAAAAACACCUGCUUAUUCAUACAGCAGAUAAGAGUGCAGGUGGACAAGCCACCAGGACUGUGGCUAAUAACCAGGGCGAAAAAUCGUUCACUCUGGUUCAUGGACCAACUGACCAGCCAUCAGCAAUGGCCAGUGAGCGGAGGGAUCAGCAGCCCACCAUGGUCUGUGGACCAACUGACCAGCCAUCAGCAAUGGCCAGUAAGGGCAGGGACCAGCAGCCCAUAAUAGUUCAUGGACCAUCUGACCAGCCAUCAGCAAUGGCCAGUAAGCGGAGGGACCAGCAGCCAACCAUUGUCUGUGGACCAACUAACCAGUCAUCAGCAAUGGCCAGUAAGGGCAGGGACCAGCAGCCCAUAAUAGUUUCUGGACCAACUGACCAGCCUUCUACCACAAACCAGAAACACUGGGGUCUACCAUCGGUGGGGCAGGAGCUAAAACGACAUAAAUCAAGUCAAAAAAAAGUUUCCUGUCCUAAAUGUAAUGUGACAUUAUACUUGAAAAAUUUACAACGACACAUACAAAGAAAGCAUAGAACUGAAAAAAUUGACAUGUGUGUAGAUCGCCACCUUGCCAGCCAGUGCAUUGAUGCAAGAAACGCUCUUAAGCGCAAUGCACGAGUCACCUCGCGCUCUUACAAUUAAACAAGGCGGUAGGUGCCGCCGGGGCAUGUUGUCACAAGGCACGUGGUAACGAGCCGUAUAGCAUGAAAAUCUGAUGUUGAAAGACAUUAAUUCUGUAUUUGGCAGACGCUUUCAUCCAAAGCACGUCGCAGUGUAUUCAAGCUAUACAUGUUAACAGUAUGUGCAAUUUCUGGCUCGAACCCAAAACCUCUACCCAGUGCACUACAGGAAUUCUUGACAAGAUGAAAGCAUAAAAUCUUAAGUCUAAAAUUAUAAAGGGAAAUCUAUUUAAAAUCUGUUAAUAGUUCCACCUGUUCCUCACUGUUUAUUUAUUUAUUUUUUGCACAUGAUGGAGAGAAUCACAAUGUUAUACAUUUCUGAUUGCGUUUAUCUAUAAGUCCCAUGUCAAUGUCCUCAACCAGUCCCCCUUUUGUCAAAAUCCUCAAGUCUGAAGACGUAAUCUUAACAGUUUGAUGUGCACAUUUUAGCACAGGUUGUUUAUAAUGUAUCCUGAUGAUAUUGCAGGGUAAUGCACAGUUUGCAAACGGUUUUAUUGAAAGUAUUAGAAACAAAAUUGCACUAGAUAGCAACCUGCAGCUAAAAAUAAAGGUGCCACACUUUGCCAUAGUACACCCAUUUUGGAUGUAUGGGUCCAUAAAGAACCAUUAACAUCCAAAGGAUCUUUCUGCAGCAAAAGGGUUCUUUAGAUUAUAAAAAGGUAAGAAAGGAAAGUACAGUAGAUGAUAUAGCCUAAAUGUAAAAUCUAAAUCUAAAAAAUCUCAUAAUCUAAAUAUAAUUGAAAGAAAUAAAGUUAAUAUAUGAAAUAUGUGUGCAUUUGUUACCAAUAUUGUGUAUUCUGCUGUUUUGUAACGCACAAAAGAAGCAGUUUGUGUAGCGUACAUAGGCACACAUGUAAGGCUUACAAAAGGAGGGUCUCCAUGGAAACAAUGUAAGAUCUGGAUGCUGAAGAAACGAAACCCUUAAUCCUCAUCAUCUCUGCAGGGAGGUGCACUCAGCGGUCUAGGGGACCGCAUGGUAAGGGUUCCUGCAAUGCAGUAUGUCAUGGCAGAUCAAGAGAGAAAUAUUUAUUGAUAUGCUGCUAGAACAAAUAAACACAAAUAUAUAAUAUGUA